AAAUUAAAUUAAAAAUGGCGCCCUUUUAGAAGGCCAAAAAAAAAGAAUGUACUCAGAGUGCGUCUCCUUGGCCGACUCCAUCCUUUCACAGUCUUCCUCUGAAGAGAAUGUUCUCCGCUCAUUUCCUUCUGCCGUUGGGAGGGAAGUAGUAGGUCCUGUCAUUCGCUCAUUACAAGAGCUUGUACUGGGAAAAAGUAUUGGUGACACAGACCCCCUCUCUUUACCAGAGCAUGUCCAGUGGGUAAUGCAGACAGUUGGAUAUGGCCUAACCCUCCCACUGAGUGAGCUCUCUUUACUGCAAGGCUGUGUUGAUGUGUAUCAAGACUGGCUCUCCUCACUCUACUUUCAAAAGAACACAGUACCACUACCUAUUAGACAGGAUCCUAAUCACUACGCUCAAAUAAUAUUCUCACAGCUCUCCUCUCUCUUCGUCCCGCGAGAGGGAGAGCCCCGACUCCUUGAGGACCACGCCUUCCUCUGCAAGAAAGUCAUUGAUAUCGUACGCUCACUGAUGGUUGUUAAAGGGCUAAAUAUGAAUAGGGAUACGUGGGCGUCGGUCUUUGAGUUUCUGCUUCACAUCUGCGACUUGUUGCUGUCUCCUCCUUCUCAGAGCCCGAGUCUGGGAACGAGUUUAUGUGAGUCACUCAUUAGGGUCCUCUUCUCUGCCUGGCUAAGGGCUUGUAAGGAUACUUUCCCUGUUCCUAAUCUAUGGAAGACUCUUAGGGAGUUUUGCUGUCGGUGGCGCCACCAUCCCCAACUGAUCCAGCAGUGGUCAGAAGUAAUGUUCUCUCUCUCCGCCCACCUUGUCUCUUAUCUCUACGGGAGCAAACACCUCUCCUUUUUACGCCAACAGAAUUCGUCUUUAUUUGGCUCCGCCCAGUUCUCGGGCUCUGAUUUCAAUCCCUUGAUAAAGGACCUGGAUUACAGCAUAACAGUCCAGGCCUGGUUCAGACUGCUACACACUCUUGGUAACCUUGUCGACCUCUUACAUCCUGACGUCAUAACUGGGACUCCUUCUUUCCGACGUGCCCUGGGCGGGAGUAGCGUUGGGGCCUCUCCCCUUACCCCCUCCGUCCAGAGCUGUGUUGACAUGCUGCCUUUUAUCUUUGAAGAGGCGAUGAGUGCCCUGCUCAAACAAGUCACGAUAUUCAUUGGGCAGGAUUCGUCCCUUAACACCAAUGCUAAGGGUGGUAAAGGUGGAAAGCCUCUUGGUUUGAGUGCUGCUCUAAAGCCGGGGUCUGUCGGGUUUAGAUCUCCUAGCGUGAGACGUAAAGAGACUUCGACUGCUCUCUCGAAAUCGACCUUUUAUACCCCUAGCCCUGUCCAAACACCCCCUAGUAAAGGAGGAGAGAAAGAAGCAGAGAAAGGAGGAGGAGGAGGGGUGAGCGAACCAUUUUAUAUUAAUUUAUCUCCCGACCCUGCCUCUCCUCCAUUUUCCGCUCUUGAUCUUGCGGCUUCAGGUGGGAGUGGAACUUCAAGGGGGAGGACCACGGGGAGUCUCCCCAGGAAAGACGAAGGAAUGAUCGGGAAGCCAAGAGGAAAUUCUUUGUUACACAUAUUUGGCGUUUGGCUCUUUGAAGCAGCAGCUUGGACCGGAAAGGAUCGGAAUGGACUCUCUCUAAUCUCAAAGAGGCCAACAAGCAGUGUAGCUGAUAUCCAGGAAUUAAUGAAAUUACACCAAAGAAUUAAAGAUUAUGAGGCUGGUAGAGCUGAAGCCAUUAGUUGUUUGUGUCACAUUUUCUCUCAGCUCCCAUGUGGAGAGGAUGUACUACGCGUGUACCUCUCUCGUUUUUAUCACUGUCUCUCAGUCUGUCUCACUUAUGAUUCACAAGUAUGCACAGGUCAGGUCUUAACUAGGACUAUAUUAGGCUCCGUCUCUUUGCUGAGGAAAGAUUUGAUUGGAUUCAACAUACUAAUACCUCAGUACCUGAGCAGCAUAGAGAAUAUACUCCCAGUACAUGUCGAUGAAGUUAAAUUUAGGUGUGAUGUCCCUGUUAAUAAAUUGAGAAGGGCUUCAAUUCAGAUUCUACUAUCAAUGUUACCUCUCCCUCUCCACUAUAUACAUCUUAAGAUACCAGAUUUGGUGACAUUACUUGAUUCUGUAAGGACUGUCCAAUCUCUCUCUGAUUCCGGUGAUACCUUUUACUCGCUGAAGAACAGAGUAAUCAAGCUCAUGUUUGCUGCAAUGGAAACAGAAAAAGAUCCCGUGAACAUGCAAAUGCUGCUACACGGUUUCAACAUAUUGAUACAUGACAUAUUCAUAUACGAGUCUUCAGUUUCAAAGAUGAUGUCAGGAGGAGGAGGAGGAGGAGAAGAGAAAGAAGAUCAAGCUGAUUGUGUUGGUGGUACUGAGAAACCAUCGGAUGCUUUGUCUCUCAAUACAUUAUUCCAUCAGGCUUGUCUCUCGGCACAUUUUGCUCUACAGAACUGGAGUAAUGAUAACAUUGUCACUUUAGCUGCUCUUGAGUUGCUCUCUGAUCUAGCACGACUUCAAUUUGAUGCUUUAUCUCAUGUUGGUUGUCGUGAUGCCGUCCAGUGGGUCUGCGAGUUCAUUGAGUCUCAGUCCCAGCAGAAACCAUUCCUCCAGACAAAGAGUCUCCACACGUCCAUUGUUGCUGGUUUCAUCACACUCAUCAUAUGGAUAAUGGAGCACCCUCAUCUUCUAGCCCAUGAGUUUUGUUUGGCGUCAAUUUUGAGAGUGACGGAGUUUGGGAUUACUGGUACAUUUUCAAAGAGCGAGACUGGCGUCAUUUUAAAAGGUGACAAAGAGUUGAGACCAAUAUCUGGCAGAGUAGGAGAAAUGGCCGAGUUUCUCCUCUACUGUAUAAUGGAAAAAUUUGGCUCAUUUCCUUCUCCAUGUGGGCCGGCAGCUGGUGGCUCCCUCCUCACUGAAGAAGAACUCAUAAAACAGCUAAUAACAAACAAUACCAAAUCGCCACCAACAACAAUACCAAAGUUUCGUUAUUUCUUGAUUGAUAACUCAUUGAUAUUGGGAUUACUAGAAGGGUCAUUCAGUGAAGAGGAAGGCACUCUUCCUACUGUCACUGGAGUAAUUAGAGGUCCUUCAAGUAGACAAGUUUGGACUGUUCAGUUACGACAUCAUCCAAGAAGCCACAAUCCUUCAACUUUGCAUCUAAAAAGUCAGCCUCGUCCAACUCCUCUAGCCACUUCUCCUUCUUGUCCAAAUUUGGUUCGCCCUCCUUGGCCGGACGGAGGAAAGAUCAAUGGAUUGAAGUUAUCUGGUUCUAUUCCUAAUUUGGAUGAAAUUAUUGAUGAGUCUUCGAAACCACUACACAGAGAAUUCAGUCAAUUAACUAACAAUCAGAUUGGAGUUGAGUCUAACAUCCAGUCUCAAUUGAAACGGUUCCAAGAUCAAACUCCUUUCCCUAAUCCUGCCAGAGCUUUAGAGCCACCAGAAGUCAAGAAAAAUUUAGACACAGCAAGACUAUUCCUGAGUCAUCUAGGACUCUUAAAUAUGGACCAUCUACAGGGUUUGCCUGGUCAACCGUCACUGAGCCUGCUUGAUUCAUCCUCUCUUAGUUUUAGGAGCUCCCUGGGGUCUUUGGACAGGAUGCCCACGAGAUACUGCGACACUGUAUUUGUCAUGUAUUGCAGUAAAGGGCAAGCUAAACCGGAAGAGAUAUUGCGGACUCAGCUCCCUCUUCAAAACAAAUCUGGUGAGUAUAUACAGUUCCUUCAUGGUUUGGGUUGGAUUGUUGACCCGUUCAGGCACCCAGGAUUCACUGGGAAGCUAAGACCAGAAACCUCCGAAGACGGUGGAAGUUCUCACGGGAUCCUAAACGCUCAGAUCCCUCUCCGACCCUUCCCAUACUACGCCGACGCUAUCACAGAGAUUGCUUUUGUUACGCCCACUCACUACACAUCAGCCAAUGAGUCCGUGUCUAGCGUACGGAGUGUCGAAUCCUCUGAUUCUGGUCCAGACUCGAGUUCUGUCUCCGGUGACCCUCUCUCCCUCCCUCCCUCUUCCUUACUGGCCCCUCAGCCCCUCCCUUCCUGGUCCGCCCCCUCCGGUAGCGGAGUCAGUAAAUCCCAAGUCACUGCCGGAGAGGGAGGAGGAGUCGGAUUGUCCAGACCGAUGCGUGCCUCUACUAGUCAGUCGUCUGCUGGUACGACCCUCACGGCCGAGUCUGCAGACACGCCCAGGAGGCGUGUACAGCCUCCGAGAGACUGUGCUGUUCUGGUCGUGUGGUUGGAGGUUUUUGAGGACCACCUGAGCUUCCCUCUUGUCCCAAUGAGUAAGUUAUUGUAUCGUGUCGGUGGACCUGGUGGUAAGAGCGAGCCUUCACUACCAGUGCUGUUUAUACAUAAAAUGAGAUCUGGACUUUAUCAAAUAUCAGCCAAAACUGGAAGUUCUCCAGGUGGACCAUUGAUAGAUGGUAUGGUUGUCAGUAGUAGAUGUCUUAGUACUUUAGUUCGUCAAACUGUCAUUAACAUUUGUGCUCGUCAUCGAAUGGAAAAUGAAGGUUAUUCUCCACCCCAUAUUAAGAGGAAAAGAAAAAUAGAAGAAAUGUCAGCACAUUUCGGUCAGCGACUAACCCCGGCUGGUCUUUACUCGGAAUUAAUAACAACAACAACAGUUAACGUUGAAUCAUCAUCUCAAUAAUAAUAAAUAAUAGUAAAUAAUUAUAAUAGCAGUAGUAGUAGUAGUAAAUAAUAAUAAUUAUUAUUAUAAAUAAUAUUAAAGUUGUUGGUAAUUUACUACAAACCA
Amphimedon queenslandica is the source of this 4729-nucleotide messenger RNA. RefSeq names its product ral GTPase-activating protein subunit beta-like. Bases 47 to 4624 code for a protein of 1525 amino acids. Gene Ontology annotation, biological process: activation of GTPase activity; regulation of small GTPase mediated signal transduction. The record is from RefSeq and is a predicted model, not a curated record. Lineage: Eukaryota; Metazoa; Porifera; Demospongiae; Haplosclerida; Niphatidae. Gene Ontology annotation, molecular function: GTPase activator activity. The transcript has 25 exons.